Messenger RNA from Anopheles stephensi (Asian malaria mosquito), 2854 nucleotides. RefSeq names its product BSD domain-containing protein 1-A-like. Lineage: Eukaryota; Metazoa; Arthropoda; Insecta; Diptera; Culicidae. Gene Ontology annotation, cellular component: cytoplasm. The transcript is spliced from 5 exons. The coding region runs from base 585 to 1994 and encodes 469 amino acids. The record is from RefSeq and is a predicted model, not a curated record.
GCACCUCGAAAGCACCUGCUGUCAUUCGCUUUGUUGUGCGUAGAAACUGGUUCUGAUUUUCCACUGGCAUACGUGCUCUUUAUUUACAAAAUUGUGAAACCAACAUUUUAGCUCCCGUAUCGUUCGGGUGGUCACGCAAACCAUAAACCCUGCGUCGUGCAAGCUCGAGCGAUACAAAAUGCGCAACCGAGAACCAUCGUUUACAGCCAUAGCAGCCGCGGAAACCGCUUAACGUGUGUGCUAGAAUCCGUUUUCCAGCCAUCAUAACACGACGACGCAUAUUCGGAGUGUGUGUGGCGAGAGAAGAAGAAAAAAAGGUGCUUGCGUACAUAUUGCGUACAGGUCGCGAGACUUUCUGUUGAAUUGUGAAAAUCAAUUCCCCAGCUGCCCAUUGAUUUGUAGCCGUCUGUCUCCUUUGCCUGCCAAAAAGGAAAAGCAUUUCUACCCUGCAGCCCCGAAACUGUGCCAGCACUGUUCCUGUUGCUCGUGUUCCUCCCACCCCACGCAUUGCUGCAUUCCUCCCCAUUGCACAGGGCCGUCCCAUACUCGUGCGUAAAUAAUAACACAACAUACAGAGACUUGUCAUGGCAGAUAAAAGUCCAAUCGAAGGAUCGCCCGUUGGCACGGAUGCACCGACUUCGCCCAUUACAUCGAAGGGAAAGAGCGUAGAUGCACCGACAAGUCCGACGGGCAGUACUGCAUCGGCCAGCUCGUCCAGCUGGUGGGGCUCAUGGAUAGAUACCGCACGGUCAAAGUCUGCCUCGGUGCUGGAAGCGGUAAAGAAUGAUCUAACCGAGCUGACGACGGUCGUCAAGACGGAAGCGUCGAGCGCUGGCGAAGCGAUCGGGCGGUCGCUGAACCUAGGCGAACCCGACUCGGCCGUCGGUGCGAUGAAGAAAAGCUUCAGCAGCUUCCUCGGCCAGGUGACGGAAGCGCUCGUUCCAUCGCUCGAGGAGGACGAAGAGACGGAGGCGGUACUCAUAACGGUCGACGGCACGCUCACACUUACCGGCUUCUACAAGCAUCUGGCCGAGCUGCAGGCAAACAAUGACACCUACCUGGAGGAGCCGGCCGACGAGCUGCGCGAAAAGUACAAGCGCUGGAUGGAGGUGGUCGAGCAGGAACAGUUUACCGAGCCGCGGCUAGCGAAGCAUCUGGCGAGCAGUACGAUACUGAACGAGAAGUAUGUCACACUGGUGCCUGCCAAAGUUGCUCACAUGAAUUUCUGGAAACGGUAUCUCUUUAAGAAAGCGUUGCUGGAGGAUGCAAUUGCGAAUGCGGAAUUGGCCGAACGGAAGGCGAAGGCGGCACUGAACAACACGGAAACCUGUGCACCAAACAAAACGAUCGUACAAACCGAUCAACCACGACGGGCGACGAUCGAAGAAGCAACCGAGCCGGAAGAAACGUCCCCCACGUAUCCGAUUGCGGAUGAUCUCGCCUGGGCGGAAGUGCCUGAAUUCGACGCAACGAACAUCGAGCUGUCCGAGGAGGAGCAACUGCGGCUGCUGGAGGAAUACGAGCAGGAGAUCCGGGAACGUGAAAAAUCGCUCACGACCAGCGUCGGCAAGCUGGACAUCGUAGACGAAUCGUUGCUGGUACAGUCCGACAUUGAGGGCACACCGCAAAAGACGCCGAAGAAAGGGUCCGCUCAAGCCGCUCCCGGUGCGAAAUCAACGUCCACGGUACCGGCCGCAAAGAAGGAUUCGAAGUCGUCGACCAACCAAAAAGCAAACACCCAACAGCCAAACAAAUCCGAUCCUCAGAGUGGCAAAGCGUCGAACGCUGGCAAGAAUGUAAAUAACAAGAACCAGCAGCCACAACAAACACAGGCGGGUAAAAAGGGCACAGCACAACAGCAGCAGCAGCAGCAGCAAACGGGUGGCAAAAAGAAGGAACAGCUCAAGAUGGACAAGAACCACUUCUCGAAGGAGGCGGAAGCGUCGUCGUCCAAUUCGGACGAGAGCUGGGAGAAGGAGUUCGAGCUGGAAUGAGGCGAACCGAUCGAUCUGCGCCGCGAACUGUCCGAGUGCGCCGAUUGGUCGUCUUUUCGUUUUCCCUAGGUUUCACUGGCUUUCCGACCUUUUGGAGGAUUUUGAUUUUGAUACGUACCGAUGAGAUGAAUUACCCGACUAGACGCGAUUAGCGAUUGGCCAUAGGGUCUGUGCAAGCGUGCUGACAGCAGGCUAGAGUGGCGAGGCGAGAGAGGAGCAACGUGGGGCACACGCAAACGUGUGCAACGUUUAACUGUAAUCGUUUGAUUUAUUUUACUAGUUUACUAUUUGUUAGCCUAUUCGAUAAGUCGGUCACUCCUCUAAGCAGAGGGAGCAGUUUUCCAGAGGGAGGAGAUUGUCAACCUAAAAACCGCUGCAUGUGUCAUUGCAGUUUAGUAGAUGGAAAUUGUUUAUUUUUACAUAACUCUAUUAUAUUAUCUAGCCCCAAUACGUGUACUUUGUGUUUCUCUCUGUCUUCUACAGCAUCUCCGCUAUAAAGCGAUGGCCAAUUCGUUCCUUGUUUUUAUUUCUCUGCCAGACGGAAGCGUAGGUAAGGAGGGAUAGCAUUUCCCGGACAUAAUCCUUCCCAUCCGAGGCGAGGCCCAAGCGUACGUGAAGGAUGGGAACAGAAAUUGUGCUCUACUAUCAUCUAGUUAAAAACCGAUCGUACCCGUUCUGUUCUAAGUUUAGUUUGUGUCUAAUCUAGCAACCGGUUGGCUGCGCGUUCUGUGUUGCUAGGUGCGGUGAUUGUGACACCGUGAAGAGGGGGAGGCAAAUCGACGGAGCAGCGUGCGCCUGAAUUCUUCGAUCGUCCGAGUCACAUUAAACGAUUAAUAAAGUGAACCAUAUUUUAUUACCAA